Molecule: messenger RNA, 3089 nt
Organism: Mercenaria mercenaria
Lineage: Eukaryota; Metazoa; Mollusca; Bivalvia; Venerida; Veneridae
Product: gamma-secretase subunit Aph-1-like
Exons: 7
Coding region: 116-895 (259 amino acids)
Biological process (GO): Notch signaling pathway; Notch receptor processing; positive regulation of catalytic activity
Cellular component (GO): endoplasmic reticulum; membrane; gamma-secretase complex
Molecular function (GO): protein-macromolecule adaptor activity
Source: RefSeq, a predicted model, not a curated record
UUUUCACCACAUUCUCGUUAAAGCCAGUCUAUAAUACAAUUUGACACACGGAAGUAAAACAAGUUAGGAAAAAACGUAAAUAUCUGUCAGAUAAGAUAAUAAUCAAAGAAGCAGUAUGACUUUGAUGGAAUUUUGCGGAUGUACAUUUAUUGCCUUUGGUCCACCAUUUGGUUUGUUUGUAUUCACCAUUGCCAGAGACCCUCUACGAGUCAUUGUACUCAUCACAAGUGGAUUCUUUUGGCUAUUGUCUCUGCUACUUUCGUCAAUAUUAUGGUACGCAGUGGUUCCGUUAAGAGAUAAACUAGCGUUUGGUUUGGUAUUCUCAGUUAUAUUCCAGGAACUAUUCAGGUUCUUCUUCUACAAACUGCUGAGAAAAGCAGAUGAAGGGCUACAAAAAGUCAGUCAGCAGGGACAAGAUCAACAUGUUACACCUAAAGACAUUUCAAAUAAACACAUCAUGGCCUAUGUGUCUGGUCUUGGCUUUGGUAUACUCAGUGGAGCUUUUUCGCUGGUCAAUGUUCUAGCAGAUAUGGUAGGGCCAGGAACUAUAGGUAUCCAUGGUGAUUCCGAAUAUUUCUUCCUAGCUUCAGCAUUCCUCACAUUAUGUUUUGUGUUACUGCAUACAUUCUGGGGAAUCGUGUUCUUCAAUGCCUUUGACAAGAAGCAGUAUAUAUAUGUAGUUCUAGUUGUUGCCUCACAUAUGCUCGUGUCAUGCCUUAGUUUAUUAAACCAACGAGGAGCAGAAAACUCACAGAACUAUUUAGGCAGUAUUAUUCCAUCAUAUAUCAUCAUGUUAAUCAUGGCAGUGGUUGCCUUCUACAAAGCAGGAGGAUCUUUAUCAAACCUAAAGGCAGCAAUGACAUGCCAUAGUACCACUAGAUAUGCUGUAGACUAACCAGAUUGCAUUCGUUUUUAUUCCGUCAGAUGUUUCAACAAGUGAAGGGCCUGUAUUAAACAAAACAAACUUUCUGACGAAGCUGGAGUAUGUCUGUGAAAUUUGGAAUAGAAAUAGAAACAAAUUUUCUUGCUCCCGUCUUCCUGCUCAAUUUGGUCAAGGUAGACAGAAUCCUGACUUUGAUUUUUUUCAAUCAUAUUGUAACUUUAAAAAAAAAAAAAAAAAAAGAUUGUCAGAACGUCGCACCAACACAAUUAUAGGUAAUAUGGCCACUUUCCAGCUUUGAUGUUAGAGGAAGACCCAGUCCCCCCUCCGUGCAUUAUUUCAUCAUGGGUGGGCACCAUGGUAAAACCUCUGACCUUCUGUAAGUCAGCUGGAUGGCUUCCUUACAUAAAGAACUCAAUGCCCUGAAUGAGGCUCAAACCCACAUCAGUGUGGGGCAAGUGAUAUCGAAUAAAUUGUUAAAAGUUUUUAUAUAACAUAAUCAAAGGGAGUAGGUUAUCCACCUUGGUCAGAUUGAGCAGGGUUGGGGAAUUUUGUUCGUUGGCGGGAUCUGUUUUGUUUGGAAAACACAGAUCACCUGACUUUUGUACAGACUACAUUUGAGCCGCGCCAUGAGAAAAACAACAUAGUGGGUUUGCGACCAGCAUGAAUCCAGACCAGCCUGUGCAUCUGCGCUGUCUGCUCAGGAUCCAUGCUGUUCGCUAACGGUUUCUUUAAUUGCAGUAGGCUUUAAAAGUGAACAGCUGGUCACAAACCCACUAUGUUGUUUUUCUCAUGGCACGGCUCUUUUAAUCUUAAGUGUUGCCAAUAAUAAUGACUUGUAUAUUUAUUUUUUGUACAUAAUUGGACCAUGUAAAAUAAGGCAGUAACACAAUUUUUGUGUUAGAAAUAAAUUUUCAGAUACAUUUAUAUCAAUAAUAUUUAGAAGUCUUUGUUAAGACAGAACACCAAAACUACAUCACACCAAAAGACACAUUGUUGUCAGGUGAUGUUACAUGAUAAAGUGAAAUCCCUCUAAAACAAGACUCCUAAAAAGUUGAAACCUCUCGCAACUGGACAAUUGUGUUGGUCAGAGAUAAAAUGAAUCUACCACACUCCUGAGCUGUGAACAAGGAAAUCCCAAAAACUUAAGGCGGUUCUACCUAGUUUUUGAUCGUAUUAAACCAAGGUUAGGACUUCUUUAUUACCACACCUUAACUGGCAUGGUACAUUUAUUUUUUCACAGUUUCCACUAUUUUUUGUAACUUUUUAUGGGAAACAUUACUAGACUGUAAGUGUUACACAUUAUUUUGAUUUUUCUAAAUACUGCAGGUAUCUGACACUGUAUGAUAGAUUUUGUGGAUCUUAGCAUCAAUAUGGCAUAGAUUAUGAAACCAGACUAUAAAAAUAUAGCAUAAUUAAGAAGUUUCUAACCAAUGUGAGACAAAUGAUUGGAUAAGAUUAUAAUUCUACAUCAUUCUGUAUUUUAUAAUGAAUAUGCCCUUUCCUCGUUUUUUUCGAACCCCUUAUAACGAAAGCUUUUUUGCCAAACAAACUAAACAAUUUACCAGAAAGAACAGUUCUUAGAAAUGCAGUCAAUGAUCAGUCAAAGCUUUUACAUGACAACCCUCACCCUCUCAAACAGCCAGAGGCUUUCUUGUUGAACUGACACCUGUGAUCACUUGUGCUACCGUAUUUUCUGAAAGGACAACUUUCUGUUGAAAAUUGAGAACAGAUAUAGAUUUGAUACUGUACAAUAAAAAGAAAUUAUCAUAAGAGGUCACUGUUUCCUGUAAUGAGAUCAUAAAUUAACCCUCUGAUUUUACCAUAAAUGAGCAAAUAAUGUGCCAAAAUCUUCAGUCGUGUAUACAGUCAAACUUUGUUAACUCGGACUCUGAUAAUUCAGAUACCAACCUUCUCACGAACUCGUCAUCAGGUCCCGGAAAAAUCCCUGUAUAAUGAAUCUUGUUUGAUAACUUGAACAACCGAUCACUCGAUCAAAUUUUGCUGGUCCCUCGAGUUUGAGUUAACAAAGUCCGACUGUAUUUUGUUUUCAAUGAGAAGGCUCAGAUUUAUGAGAAAGAGGCAUACUCUGUCUCAGAGGUGAGAAAAGUUUCUUUCUGUUAAGAAUACCUUCUGUUAACAUGAAACCAUUUCAGAUUGAACUUUUCCUUGGAUCUGAAUCUAUUUCCUUUAGAGGGGUAACACUAUA